CGACAGGCCUAUGACAAGUCACAGCUACUGAUAUGACAGGCUUAUGCAGGUCACAGGUCCUGAUACGACAGGCUUAUGACAGGUCACAGGUCCUGAUACGACAGUCCUAUGACAGGUCACAGGUCCUGAUACGACAGUCCUAUGACAGGUCACAGGUCCUGAUACGACAGGCUUAUGACAGGUCACAGGUACUGAUACGACAGGCUUAUGACAGGUCACAGGUACUGAUAGGACAGUCCUAUGACAGGUCACAGGUACUGAUAGGACAGUCCUAUGACAGGUCACAGGUCCUGAUACGACAGUCCUAUGACAGGUCACAGGUCCUGAUAGGACAGUCCUAUGACAGGUCACAGGUACUGAUAGGACAGUCUUAUGACAGGUCACAGGUCCUGAUAGGACAGUCUUAUGACAGGUCACAGGUACUGAUACGACAGGCUUAUGACAGGUCACAGGUACUGAUACGACAGUCCUAUGACAGGUCACAGGUACUGAUACGACAGUCCUAUGACAGGUCACAGGUACUGAUACGACAGUCCUAUGACAGGUCACAGGUACUGAUACGACAGUCCUAUGACAGGUCACAGGUCCUGAUACGACAGUCCUAUGACAGGUCACAGGUCCUGAUACGACAGUCUUAUGACAGGUCACAGGUCCUGAUACGACAGUCCUAUGACAGGUCACAGGUCCUGAUACGACAGUCCUAUGACAGGUCACAGGUCCUGAUACGACAGUCCUAUGACAGGUCACAGGUCCUGAUAUGACAGUCCUAUGACAGGUCACAGGUACUGAUGGGACAGUCCUAUGACAGGUCACAGGUACUGAUACGACAGUCCUAUGACAGGUCACAGGUACUGAUACGACAGUCCUAUGACAGGUCACAGGUACUGAUACGACAGUCCUAUGACAGGUCACAGGUACUGAUACGACAGUCCUAUGACAGGUCACAGGUACUGAUACGACAGUCCUAUGACAGGUCACGGGUAGGAGGAGGUUGUAUCACUGUUGAUAAUAAUGUGUGUCUGUGUCAGUCCUCUCUCCCUACAGUUUCGCCGUAGGGGACACGUCGUGUCUGCAGCCCUAUGCACACGGAGGCUACUUCCUGCUGGU
Oncorhynchus tshawytscha (Chinook salmon) is the source of this 1107-nucleotide messenger RNA. RefSeq lists its product as uncharacterized. The transcript has 3 exons. The record is from RefSeq and is a predicted model, not a curated record. NCBI's taxonomy places the organism in Eukaryota, Metazoa, Chordata, Actinopteri, Salmoniformes, Salmonidae. Bases 33 to 761 code for a protein of 242 amino acids.